Molecule: messenger RNA, 2232 nt
Organism: Microdochium trichocladiopsis
Lineage: Eukaryota; Fungi; Ascomycota; Sordariomycetes; Xylariales; Microdochiaceae
Product: microtubule associated protein-domain-containing protein
Exons: 3
Coding region: 1-2232 (743 amino acids)
Biological process (GO): microtubule cytoskeleton organization; mitotic spindle midzone assembly
Cellular component (GO): spindle; cytoplasm; mitotic spindle midzone
Molecular function (GO): microtubule binding
Source: RefSeq, a predicted model, not a curated record
AUGGACGCCAGCUACCUGUCGCAGCAGGUCAACACGAUUAUCGGCCAGCUGCAUGGCCUCUUCGACGAGAUAGGCGUCUCCAGUCACGAGCGUGAGCGCCGCGAAGAAGAGCUAUUCGCUGCGCUGUCUGAAACUCUACACAAUCAUGUGCGGGGAGUCACAAAUGAGAAGCGAGAAAUGCUUGACGAGGCAAAUCGCAUCAUCACCACAAUCCGACAAAUGGAAGCGUCGCUCGACGACAGCAAACCUCGCACAUCCCACCCCUCUGACGACGGUGACCUCAAAGUCACGUACCCAUUGUCUCGUUGUCUGAUCGGGCUCAAGGAGAAGCACCAGCAGAUCAGCAAGCUCCAUCGUGAGCGCUUCGAGCAAGUCAACAAGCUCGUCCAAGCUUUGGAGUCAUACUCCUCACAUCUAGAAGCAAGCUUUGUCAAGAUCGCACUCCCGCCCGUGGGCCCCAACCAAUCAAUUCCGCCCACGUUCGACUUGUCACCUUCGUAUGUGGACAAGCUCGACGAUGAAUUUACACGAGUGUACGAGGAGUACACGCGCCGCGUGGAGACGGUCAAGGCACUGGCGCAGAAUACGAUCCAGCUCUGGGCGGAGCUGGGCACGCCGCAAGCACAGACGGAUGCCGCAAUUGUGAAGUACUACCGAGAUGCACCUGAGCAGCUUGGCCUCCACGAAGACGACAUCGCGCGCCUGCGAAGCAAGAGGGACAAGCUGUCUGAAGAGAAGAAGAGCCGAGAGAAGCGCCUCAAGGACCUCAAGGUCGCGGUGGAGGCUCUCUGGGAAAAGCUUGGCGUCGAGGAGCCGGAGCGUAAGGCGUUCCUGAACGGCAACCGUGGCUGUGGCGUUAGGCAAAUCAACGAGUUUGAGGAUGAGCUCGGACGUCUCAACGAGCUCAAGAGACAAAACCUGCAUGUCUUCGUUGAGGACGCCCGCUACAGGAUACAGGAGCUCUGGGACGCCCUUUACUUCUCCGAAGACGAAAUGCUCGACUUCACUCCUGCUUUCUCAGAUGUCUACAGCGACGCACUCCUCGAGGCGCACGAGCGCGAGCUUGCCAGACUCGAGUCCCUGCGAGAACAGCGCGCUCCCACCUUGGCCCUGGUUGACAAGCACAAGACCCUCACACACGAUCGAGAUGAGCUUGCAAGCUCAAGUCAGGAUGCAUCUCGCCUCAUGAUGCGUGGCCAGAAAGGCGAGAAGCGGGAUCCAGGCAAGCUGCUGAGGGAGGAGAAGAUGCGCAAGAGGAUUGCAAAGGAAUUGCCAAAGGUCGCAGCCGAGCUUGCGAAAAUCCUGACCAAGUACGAGGAAGAAUAUGGACGCCCGUUCCUCGUCCAUGGCGAGCGGUAUCUCGACUCGCUUGAGGUAGAGGCGCCACGGGCGGCAGCACCAGGUGCUCGGCCAAAGACCCCAGGUGUUCCUCCAUCGGCGACUCGCCCGCAAAGAACGCCCGGACCUAGUCGGACCAACAGCAACGCCAGUCGCGCGGCUGCACCACCAGCCCGACCAAAAACUCCAGGUGCAGGUGCAGGUGGCACAAUUCGAAAGCCGCAAGUCACCAGCCAGGCCCCCAAAGAUCCCAAAGCCAGCCCAUCGCGGAUUCCAGCGCGCGUUCCACUGUCGAAUCUGAAGCAUGGCAACAACUCACCUGAACGGCCACGGCCAGAAUCUCGCGCUGCCCCUGGCAUGCUGCGUCAAGCGCCACCGUCUAUGAGGGCGCCGCCGCCGAAAAUGAGGGAGCUUGUGCCAGCACCAGGAUUGGAAACCCCUGCGAACCCGUACCGAGGUACUGGUCUUACGUCCAGCAUUGUCCGUCAGGUAGAGCCAGAAGAUGUCUAUGAUGACCGUCACUCCAACAACAGCUACGAGCGCUCUUAUCAGCGGCCGGAGUCCCACCGGUCGGUGCGGGCAGCAUACCCUCAGGCACCACCACCGCGACAGAUCUCAAACACGUCCACGGCGAUAUCGGGGUCAGAGAACUGGGAGACCUAUGACGACAACUCUGAACCUGAGCCCGAUGCAUCUGAUGCAUAUUAUGCCAAGGUCCGUGCCGCAAGGAACAAGCGAUUUACCCCCGACGACGAAUACUCGAGGCCGCAGGCAGCGCAAGCCAAGAGGAUACGAGGCAUACCACCAGCCAUGCAUGCUGGUAAUGGCAUGGUUGACAUUGAGGGCAACCGCAUAAUAUCCGGCAGCGAGUGGACGGAUGAGGACGCUUUCUGA